AUGCCUUUCGGGAACACCCACAACAAGUUCAAGCUGAACUACAAGCCUGAGGAGGAGUACCCUGACCUCACCAAGCACAACAACCACAUGGCCAAGGCGCUGACCCUCGAGCUCUACAAGAAGCUUCGGGACAAGGAGACUCCCUCCGGCUUCACUCUGGACGAUGUCAUCCAGACAGGUGUGGACAACCCAGGUCACCCCUUCAUCAUGACCGUGGGCUGUGUGGCCGGUGACGAGGAGUCCUACCAGGUUUUCAAGGAUCUCUUCGACCCCAUCAUCCAGGACCGGCAUGGCGGCUACAAACCCACCGACAAGCACAAGACCGAUCUCAACCAUGAGAACCUCAAGGGUGGAGACGACCUGGAUCCCAACUACGUGCUCAGCAGCCGCGUCCGCACGGGCCGCAGUAUCAAGGGCUACACGCUGCCUCCCCACUGCUCCCGGGGCGAGCGCCGGGCGGUGGAGAAACUCUCCGUGGAUGCCCUCAACAGCCUGACAGGCGAGUUCAAGGGGAAGUACUACCCUCUGAAGAGCAUGACCGAGCAGGAGCAGCAGCAGCUCAUCGAUGACCACUUCCUGUUCGACAAGCCUGUGUCCCCACUGCUGCUGGCCUCAGGCAUGGCCCGAGACUGGCCCGACGCCCGCGGCAUCUGGCACAAUGACAACAAGAGCUUCCUGGUGUGGGUGAACGAGGAGGACCACCUCCGAGUCAUCUCCAUGGAGAAGGGGGGCAACAUGAAGGAAGUUUUCCGCCGCUUCUGCGUGGGGCUGCAGAAGAUUGAGGAGAUCUUCAAGAAAGCCGGCCACCCCUUCAUGUGGAACGAACACUUGGGCUACGUGCUCACCUGCCCAUCCAACCUGGGCACCGGGCUGCGUGGAGGCGUGCAUGUCAAGCUGGCGCACCUGAGCAAGCACCCCAAGUUCGAGGAGAUCCUCACCCGUCUGCGCCUGCAGAAGCGGGGCACAGGUGGUGUGGACACAGCUGCCGUGGGCUCGGUGUUCGACGUGUCCAACGCCGAUCGGCUGGGCUCAUCCGAAGUAGAACAGGUGCAGCUGGUGGUGGAUGGUGUGAAGCUCAUGGUGGAGAUGGAGAAGAAACUGGAAAAGGGCCAGUCCAUCGACGACAUGAUCCCCGCCCAGAAAUAGGCGUCCAGCCCACCCGCCGCCGACUGCUGGAGCCCCAGCCAAAGGGAGAACUCGGACCACCGGAGGCCCGCCCCAAACCCCCACCCCGGCCCAAAGCCCCACCUCUAAGGGUUCGGUCAACUAGGGGCUCGCGCCACUCUGCUCGGAAUUUCAUUUCCAAUGAGAGUUCCAGCCAAUGGGUUUCAUCCUCUGAGUCCUGGCCAAUGAAAAACCUCCCUCGCACCCUCGUCUCCCUUUCCCAGAGCUCCGCCCACCACCAGGAGCUCGGGUUAAUGGAGAGAGAGCUCUCCGACACACCUGGAGCUCGUGCUUUUUCUACGCUCCAAGCAGCAAAUAAAAGCAAUGGUGGCCUUA
Hyaena hyaena (striped hyena) is the source of this 1500-nucleotide messenger RNA. RefSeq names its product creatine kinase, M-type (gene CKM). Bases 1 to 1146 code for a protein of 381 amino acids. The record is from RefSeq and is a predicted model, not a curated record. The transcript has 7 exons. Gene Ontology annotation, molecular function: creatine kinase activity. Gene Ontology annotation, biological process: phosphocreatine biosynthetic process. NCBI's taxonomy places the organism in Eukaryota, Metazoa, Chordata, Mammalia, Carnivora, Hyaenidae.